AGCACAUAGGCUGGUGUUUCUCAGCGGAAUGGGACGAUGGGUUGAACAUUCACGUUUACCACAGCUGGUUCCAGACCCUGUACUGGUCAAGUUUUCACUCGCAGCCGCUGCUAGCUCCAGUGAGGUAUGGAGAAAGUUGUCAUCGUUACCGGCGCUAACAGUGGUAUUGGCCUUGCUCUGUGUGAGAGGCUGCUGACUGAGGACAGCACGCUCCUGCUGUGUCUGGCCUGCAGAAACAUGCAGCGAGCCGAGGCUGCCCGCUCCGCCCUCCUGACCUCUCACCCUGAUGCCCAUGUGGAGCUGCUACACCUGGAUGUGGGCUCAGUGCAGUCAGUGCUCACUGCUGCGCAGGAGGUCAAGGCUAGGUACAGCAAAAUUGACUUCCUGUAUCUUAAUGCAGGAAUUAUGCCCAACCCACAGGUGGACAUCAGAGCUUUCUUCAAAGGUCUUUUCUCCAGAAAUGUUGUCAACAUGUUUGCUACAGCAGAGGGCCUCUUGACUCAACAGGACCAGAUCAAUUCAGAUGGUCUGCAGGAAGUUUUUGCCACCAACCUCUUUGGGCAUUUUCUCCUGAUCAGGGAGUUGGAGUCUCUCCUGUGUCAGGCGGCUCACUCAUCUGAAGUCGUGUGGACCUCCUCGAGUAAUGCUAGCCGUUCCGCCUUCAGUCUGGAGGACAUGCAGCACAAAAACGGGACAGAGCCAUACAGUUCCUCAAAGUACGCAUCAGACAUGCUCAGUGUGGCACUCAACAGACACAAAAACAGCCAGGGGCUGUUUUCCUCUGUUAUCUGUCCAGGACUGGUGAUGACCAAUCUGACCUAUGGCAUCCUCCCCUCCUUCUUCUGGACUCUCAUUAUGCCCAUCAUGUGGCUGAUCCGGAUCUUCACGAACACAUUUACACUCACACCAUACAAUGGAGCAGAGGCACUGCACUGGUUGUUUCUUCAAAAUCCAGAGUCUUUGGAUCCUAGAUCAAAGUAUCACAGUUUAACUUCAGGACUUGGAAAAAGCUACACUCAGCCCCGAAAGAUGGAUAUAGAUGAAGACAUGUCUGAGGCCUUCUAUGUAAAACUUUUGGAGCUUGAGAUAGACAUCAGAAGAAAACUCAGAGAGAGAAAUGCAGACAAAGAUGCUCACAAACAGACUGUCAGUGGAAAAGAACAGAAAUGAAGCUUUUCUAAGUGGAUUUGUUUUUAAAGGAUCAUGUGUGCAAUGUGUGAUGAAAAGCAAUAAAAGAAGUCUUAUUAUUUUU
Molecule: messenger RNA, 1252 nt
Organism: Cheilinus undulatus (humphead wrasse)
Lineage: Eukaryota; Metazoa; Chordata; Actinopteri; Labriformes; Labridae
Product: 3-keto-steroid reductase/17-beta-hydroxysteroid dehydrogenase 7-like
Exons: 9
Coding region: 127-1170 (347 amino acids)
Biological process (GO): cholesterol biosynthetic process
Cellular component (GO): endoplasmic reticulum membrane
Molecular function (GO): 3-beta-hydroxysteroid 3-dehydrogenase (NADP+) activity; 5-alpha-androstane-3-beta,17-beta-diol dehydrogenase (NADP+) activity; estradiol 17-beta-dehydrogenase [NAD(P)+] activity
Source: RefSeq, a predicted model, not a curated record